CACAAGGUAAUCGUUCCCACUCCGUUAUACAUUUGCCUUCUCUCGGAGUUCGCCGCUCCGCUCAUUUCUCUUUCCGCAACAAUCCGAAAGUCAUCGUCGUCGCGAUCGUUUACACUUUGAGUGUCCGCCUGUGUCCACGAAUUUCGUCGAACAUCAAUCAAGAUGUUGCUGAUUCAGCCUACGGAAGAGAUGUCCAAGAAGAUACACGUGGAGCUGAAUGAGAAUCCAGCGACGCGCGAAAAGGAUCUCGAAAUUAUCAAAGAAUGGCUCGCCAAGACGCCGCAUUUGCCUAAAUUUAAUGAUGAUCAAAGAAUAAUGACGUUUUUACGCGGGUGCAAGUUCUCCUUGGAGAAGUGCAAGCGAAAGCUGGACAUGUAUUUCACGAUGCGUGCGAUAGUCCCCGAAUUUUUUUCCAAUCGCGACAUCACGAGGCCGGCGCUGCAAGAAAUAGCGAAUCUCAUACAUAUACCUCCUUUACCGGGCUUGACGAAGAACGGAUGCCGAGUGAUCGUCAUGCGAGGAAAGGACAAGGACAUACCGACACCCAAUAUACCGGAAGCUAUGAAGAUGGUGUUCAUGAUCGGCGACAUUCGCCUAAAAGAGGAGGAGCACGGGGUGGCCGGCGACGUCUACAUCCUCGACGCUUCCGUCGCGACGCCCACGCAUUUCGCCAAGUUUACGCCGGCCUUGGUGAAGAAGUUUCUGGUCUGCGCGAUAGAGGCCUACCCGGUGAAGCUGAAGGAGGUGCACGUGAUAAACAUCAGCCCGCUCGUCGACACGAUUCACAAUUUCGUCAAACCGUUCCUGAAGGAGAAGAUACGCAAUCGCAUCUUCAUGCACAGCGACAUCAAGACGCUGUACGAUUAUGUGCCCCGGGAGAUACUGCCGACCGAGUACGGCGGCGACGCCGGCCCCAUCGAGAAUAUACACAAGAUGUGGAUGAAGAAAUUGGAGGAGUACAAGCCGUGGUUCGCGGAGCAGGAAGCUAUGAAGACUAACGAGGCUUUGCGACCAGGUAAACCAAAGACGCAGGACGACCUGUUCGGCCUCGACGGAUCCUUCCGGCAGCUGACGAUCGAUUAAAUCGUUCAACGGAUGCCCGGAACCAUUUCGACGUAGUCACCGCCAACGGCAGCAGUUAACCAGAUCGUUCGUCCGUGUAAACAUCGUCGAACGAUCAUAAACUCCGUCUACGGUAGAGAAAUUAAGACAUUUUUCUUUCAAACGACCGCAACUGUUAUUGCAAACUUUUGUUCGGAACGAUAUCGAAUUUCUUCGAAAUAACCGGAUCUCUCGUCGUCGAACGUAGUUAUGAAGCAUAAUAGUUUUGAAAAUUUUGCCGGAAAAACGACAGGGAUAAUCCAACAUUAAUAGUAUUUUUCAUUUGUCACCAUUUUUUUUAUAUGAUAUUUUAUUUAUUCUUUAUAAUUGAAAACGCGAUGUAAUUGAAAGAUUAUAAUUAAUUAGAACGUAAUUUCAAAGAAUGUAAGAAACAUAGUUUAUAUUGUAUACAGAUAUUUUUAUUCUUUUUAUCGUCCAUUUUCUCUUUGAAUAAUACCAUUGUAUUUUUAAUGAGAAGUACAUACAUAAGAUAAUCGAAUUUUAAUGCUUUAUUUUGAAAUUUUUAUAUAAUAAAAUGGUAAUUAUUAUAUGUAAUCUAAAUGAAAAAAUAUUAUAAAAGUUGGAUUCUAUUUCCUUGAAUUAUUAUAAUUAAAUUUAUUGCCAAACUUAAUAAAGUUUUAUAAAGGAAUUUCUCAAUAUAAAAAUUGUGAUACCGUAUUUAGUCAAAUAGUAUGUUCAAGUAUAUUGCACUUUUAUAUGCAUGUUACAUUACAUUAAGUUUAUUAUUGUCACAUUAUUAAAAUAUUCUAACACAGUCACAUUAUUAAAAUAUUCAUUAAUGCUCGAAAACCGAGCAGUGCUCAAUUUCACGAAUAAAGGUGCGCUUUACUUAAAGAUCGCAGUGCUCUUGGAAUUAUUUCAUCCUUGUUGUCUCAUCAAAUAUUAAACAAAGACAAAUGACGCCCGCGAGCAUUAAGCAAACCGCACCUUAAAUGUAGCAACAAAAAAAAAAUCGGUACCUAAUAGUCCGCAUCAUUUGUUUGAAUCGCUGUUUGCGCUAACGUGCGAAAAAGUGACUCAUGAAAAAUGUGUAUCUAACAUCUGCGUGAUGUUCUCCAAUACUUCAAAUAUUUUUUUAUUGACAUCCUAUUUCGAGAAGUUGCAAAUAAAAGCUUUCAGAAUGAAACAUAUAAUUAUAUCCAAA
Monomorium pharaonis (pharaoh ant) is the source of this 2266-nucleotide messenger RNA. Its product is annotated as alpha-tocopherol transfer protein-like. The coding region runs from base 163 to 1083 and encodes 306 amino acids. NCBI's taxonomy places the organism in Eukaryota, Metazoa, Arthropoda, Insecta, Hymenoptera, Formicidae. Gene Ontology annotation, cellular component: membrane. The record is from RefSeq and is a predicted model, not a curated record. Gene Ontology annotation, molecular function: phosphatidylinositol bisphosphate binding. The transcript is spliced from 6 exons.